Molecule: messenger RNA, 1081 nt
Organism: Coffea eugenioides
Lineage: Eukaryota; Viridiplantae; Streptophyta; Magnoliopsida; Gentianales; Rubiaceae
Product: L-ascorbate peroxidase 3-like
Exons: 9
Coding region: 1-846 (281 amino acids)
Biological process (GO): hydrogen peroxide catabolic process; response to reactive oxygen species; cellular response to oxidative stress
Molecular function (GO): peroxidase activity; heme binding
Source: RefSeq, a predicted model, not a curated record
AUGGCGAAGGCGCUCCUGAAAGAAAUCGACAAUCGUGACCUUCGCGCUCUUAUCUCCAGCAAGAACUGCGCUCCUAUCAUGCUUCGCCUGGCAUGGCACGAUGCAGGAACUUAUGAUGUCAACACCAAAACUGGAGGUCCAAACGGUUCUAUUCGGAACGAGGAAGAGUACUCUCACUCCGCUAAUAGUGGCUUGAGAAUUGCUCUCAAUUUUUGUGAAGAAGUGAAGUCUCGGCAUCCAAAGAUUACUUAUGCGGACCUUUACCAGCUUGCAGGUGUUGUUGCUGUUGAAGUUACUGGUGGCCCCACCAUUGAUUUUGUUGCUGGUAGAAAGGAUUCAAUGAUUUCUCCAAAAGAGGGGAGACUGCCUGAUGCUAAUAAAGGUGUACCACAUCUGAGGGAUGUUUUCUAUAGGAUGGGUUUGUCUGACAAAGAUAUUGUGGCCCUGUCAGGUGGCCACACUCUGGGGAGGGCACAUCCAGAGAGAUCAGGAUUUGAUGGCCCAUGGACCAAGGAGCCACUAAAAUUUGAUAAUUCAUAUUUUGUGGAGCUGCUUAAAGGAGAAAGUGAUGGGCUGCUAAAACUUCCAACAGAUAUAGCUCUUCUGGAAGAUCCUGAAUUUCGCCGUUUAGUUGAGCUUUAUGCUAAGGAUGAGGAUGCCUUCUUCAGAGAUUAUGCUGUAUCGCACAAGAAACUGUCUGAACUGGGUUUUACUCCACAUUCCUCUGGCUCUAAGGCGACCGUGAAGGACAGCACCAUAUUGGUUCAAAGUGCUGUUGGAGUUGCUGUUGCUGCUGCAGUUGUGGUUCUCAGUUACUUGUAUGAAGUCCGCAAAAAAAUCAAGUAAUGGGUUGGCUGCUUUAUCUUUGACACACUCAAAUCUUAUCUUAUCUUAUUCAAACAUGAACCGUGUCAGAAUGCUCAUAUCUGCAAGGCACUCGGCAUGCUCGUGUAUUUACUUUUUUUUUUAAAAAAAAAAAAAAUUUACAUUGAUACAUAAUAUUACCUACUAAAAUAACAUGAUGAGGCUUCUGGUACCUACUCAAUGAAUUACACAAUUCGGGUGAGUAAUUAGCAAAUCA